UAGGCCACUUGGAAAAAGUCCCGGUGAGUUGGUGACGCAAUCCUAACGCGCCCGAGGAGUAGAAGCUGGCAGCAUAAUGAUGACAUCACAGGAGCUACAUUGGUCAGCGUGAAGGAAUUAGACCUGGAUCAAAUACAGUUGGGUUGAAAUCAGAAUGGCUGAUCCAAGCCUUGCUGCAAAAGACAAGUAUUUUCAGAGUUUGGGAAGCAAAAUAUGUGCAUCCCCGAAUCAGGAGCCGCGUAAACGAAAACUUGUUUCUAGAAGGGAGGGCUCAGAAGAUAGGACCCAACCUAAAAAGAAGAGGAAGAAAAGAAGAAAGGAAACAACCAAGGAGCUGAAAAAUUUUCAACCAGUGAAUGGGGAUCGGCCUAAAACUGUAGAAGGUGGAAUGAAAGAGAACAAUAUCCAGCAAAGUCCCAGAGUCAGCAAAGUGGAGACGAGUUCAUUUUCAACAGUAAACAUUCUGCGUCAGAGACUACAUGAGAAAAUUCAAGAAAGCCGUGGGCAGGGCAAUCCAAAUGGCUUGCUGCCUGAAGAAUUAGAGAAGAAACGCCUACGCAGGAAGCAAGAGAAGGAAAGGAAAAAACAAAAACGGAAAGAGAUGCGAAUGAAGAAAAAACAGAAAACUGUCCAGGAGGACAGCUCUGCAUCAAAGACUCAAGAUACAGAGAAAAAAGACACAUUUAAGAGAAUGGAAGAGCAACUACUUUUCAAUAAAGUGGAUGUGCCAUCUGAAGUAGUUAAAGACAAAAAGCUGAAGAGAAAAGAGAAACGGCAGAACAUUAAAGGUGGCAUCACACCUCUGACUGGCAAAAACUACAAGCAGCUCUUAACUAGGCUGGAAGCCCAAAAGAAUAAGAUGGAAGAAUUAAAGAGCAAAGAUGAAAAUAAAGCAAAGAAAGUCGAAGCCAAGAUGAAGUGGACCAAUGUUCUGUACAAAGCUGAAGGCCUGAAAAUCAAAGACAAUGAGGAAAUGCUGAAAGCAUCAUUAAAGAGAAAGGAAAAGCUCAAAUCCCAGCGGCAGAAGAGCUGGGAAAAACGAACAGUGCAUGUUGUCGAAAAGAUGCAACAUCAUCAAAAUAAGAGGAAAAGCAAUAUAAUGAAAAAGAAGCACGCCAAGAUAGAACGGAAGAAGGACAAGGCAAGAAAGAAGGGGCGUAUUCUACCCGAAGAUUUGAAAAAAGCCAAACUUUGAGGAGAGAGUUGAAUUUUCACGUGCCCAAAAAGGACCCACUUGGAUAUGCACAGUUCCUGGUGUGUCCAAUUUUGUGUGAAGCAUACAGUGAUGAUGUGUUGCUCAUAUUAGUGAUUUUCUUAACUGUAUGUUGAGUAAAGGACCCUGGUGCUGUUAAUAUCUGAACAGAUUUUCUAUUGACAUUAAAAAUUUUCAGCAUUUUUAAAA
This is a messenger RNA of Carcharodon carcharias (great white shark), 1402 nucleotides long. It is a transcript of the gene surf6, whose product is annotated as surfeit 6. The transcript has 5 exons. Gene Ontology annotation, cellular component: nucleolus. NCBI's taxonomy places the organism in Eukaryota, Metazoa, Chordata, Chondrichthyes, Lamniformes, Lamnidae. Gene Ontology annotation, molecular function: DNA binding; RNA binding. Gene Ontology annotation, biological process: ribosomal small subunit biogenesis; ribosomal large subunit biogenesis. The record is from RefSeq and is a predicted model, not a curated record. Bases 155 to 1195 code for a protein of 346 amino acids.